Misgurnus anguillicaudatus (oriental weatherfish) is the source of this 798-nucleotide messenger RNA. Lineage: Eukaryota; Metazoa; Chordata; Actinopteri; Cypriniformes; Cobitidae. The record is from RefSeq and is a predicted model, not a curated record.
GAUGGAUCAGCACAUCUCCAUUCUACUUCUGUUCAUUUUCAUCACUGGAGCACACUCACUUAAAUGUCAGGAGUGCUCAGGGCCAGGUCCUUGUCAAGUAAAAACAUGUGCUAAUGGAUAUUCCAAAUGUUCAACAACGACAACUGUUUCUGGUGGAUUAACUUCAACAAGUAAAUCAUGUUCAAACACUUGUCAAAAUCAAGAGGUGAUGACGAAGAUAACCACUAAGUGCUGUGAAACUGACCUUUGCAACGGCACAGAUGGACUCUAUAAGGGCAGUUUCAUCCUCCUCCUAUGUCCGCUCUUCUUCCUCACUUUGUUUCACUGAAAUCAACUGAACUUCAGACCACAACUAACAAAUAGAACAACUCAAGAUUUUUUGACUAUUUACUAUAUAUUUACUAUAUAAUGCAUAUUUGUUGCUAAUAUGUGUGUUGUAUCAAUUAUCCAUUUCGUUGUUAGGUUUGUAUGAAUAGGUUUGAGCUUAGUAACAACAUAAAUCACAAUUGCCAUUUAAACAGCACCUGUAAAAAAUGUGUAUGUCCCUUAGUAAAUUUAGCUAAAGAAAACGAGUAAAUUCUACUUUUAAAAAAAAUCAUUCUUGUUUAAACCAAAAUUUUGAGUAAAAAUAACCCAAAAAAUGUGAGUAAUUUAAGUAAUUCUAAAUCAACACAGUAUUGAGUAAAUUUAACUUAAUUUUAUCAUGUAAAAUCCAUGAAUUUGUACAUUUGUUAGAAGGAAAUUUACUUUAAAAUUUUGUGUUUAAACUACUUGAAUGAUUUUUGUAGAUAUAACUAA